This is a messenger RNA of Cimex lectularius (bed bug), 3410 nucleotides long. RefSeq lists its product as uncharacterized. The coding region runs from base 2199 to 3269 and encodes 356 amino acids. The record is from RefSeq and is a predicted model, not a curated record. Lineage: Eukaryota; Metazoa; Arthropoda; Insecta; Hemiptera; Cimicidae. The transcript has a single exon.
AAUAGUAACACUUUAUUAGAAUUGAAAAAUGCAAACAAAUGUUAAUAAGCAUGGCUAAUAGCUGUCUGCUUGUUUUGGGUUUCCUUUAUGGAUAAUUUGAGAGUGAUUUAAUUAUUAGUGAGAAGUGCAGUCUGAAAGAGGCAUUGAUGAAAAAAUUAAGUAUGCCAUAGACCAUUAAAUAAAUUAGUUAGAUAUGGAUAGUACCAUUGGGUAAAAUGGAUGGAGGAAAUUGAGUACUCCACCUACUGGUGAAAUAAUUCAGUUAAUAGGAAAAAAUGAAUUUAUGAAUGUGUGAGAGUGUGGAUUUAAAAAUAGCAUCAGGGUCUGAAAUGACCUAGCUGUUGACAGCUAGAGCCUAACUUUGGUGUGAUGAAUAAGACCAAGGUCUGACCUCGAACUGCCAAAACACGAGGUAUGGGAUUUUCAGAGAAGCCAUAAAUUGGAUUCCAUACAAUGUGUAUUGUCAGAGGGCAUCCUUGCAUAUUAGCCAUAGAGGGAGCAUUCAGAAAAUCCCAGUGGCGACAGUGUGAAUCGAACUCACAGCUGCAAAGUCUAUAAGUCUGUCACACUAAUCACUCGACUACCAUGAUCCCGAAUGUGCAGAGUGGAGCUUAGAUUAUAUACAAGCUGGCUUCUUUACAACCUACCACGACUGGUAUUCAUCUAUUGUUUUUUUAUAUAGAGCUCCUCAUUUAGCUGAGGCUUUUUACAGAACCCAAAGCUUUUUCAAGAGCUCCCCGGAUUAGGAAUCUCAGCCUACAUAGGCCUUCACAACGGAGGAUAUGUUCCUCUGUUUCUUCUUCUUCUUCUUCUUCUUGGCAAUAUCUGCACAGGCUUGUUUCUGCCACUUUGAGUCCAUACAUGUGUCUCUGGAGUUUGCAGUCAGCAGUCCAACUACCAUUCUAGACCUAGCACGUCCUAGAUUUAGUAGUUCUGCUGUUAGUUUCUGCGAUGGUCCUUUGAUAAACUUUUUUACAUGCCUCUGACCUGGGCUACAGUCCCAUUGAAUGGAGGACUUAUUUUUAAUCUGUUGCCUAAUGGAUCCACAUUUUUGGCACAUUUUGGUAUGCCUAAAAUAGUGGAGCUAUAUAAAACAGUAAUCAGUAAAAAAUUGAUUAAGUGCACCUCAACUUUAAUUUUUAUAUGUGAGUAGCUCUUUAAACCAGUUGCGAAUGCAGAACAUUACAGCAGUAGUUUGAGAAAUAUAUUUCUAGACAUAAUACUAGAUUUAACAGUUCUGCUGUUAGUUUCUGGGAUGGUCCUUUGAGAAACUAUUUUGCAUGUCUCUGUCCUGAGCUAAAUUCCCAUUGAACAGAGGACUUAUUUUUAAUACAUUGUCUAAUGGACCCACAAUUUUGGCAGUUUGGUAUACAGUUAGGUAUUUUGGCCUUAAAGAGUAGAGCUUAUAUAAAUGAGUAAUCAGUAAAAAAAAAUCUAUUAACUGCACUUCAACUUUAAGUUUUAUAUAUAAGUAACUCCUUAAACCAGUUGCGAGUGCAGAACUUUACAGCAAUAGUUUGAGAAAUACAUUUCUAGAUAAAAUCCACUAUAUCAGUAUUACUUUUAUAUAGUUACUUCUCAGAAGAAAAUAAUUUAAAAUUGAACAAGCAUAUUUGGUAAUGUAUAGCAUUGUUGAAAAAAAUUUUCCUUUCUAUUUUUACAGCACAGAAGUCAGUCAAAUAUCACCAUUUUUCUAUAAUCAGUAGUUGUCCAUCUUGUCUGAGCAGGAUGGUGCAAAACAAUAGACUUGUAUUAGUUAAAAAUAAUAACCUGGUGAAAGUUAGUGAGUUGUGCGCAGUCAACACAGAAGUUUUAUUGCAUAAUGAAAUAUUUAUGAUAUACAGGCUACAUUUACAUUGAUAUUACUAUUUUUUGAAAUUGUGAAUUUAACCAUCUAUUUAUUUUAAGAAAUAGAACUUAAAAAACUGACUAAAUAUGUGUUGGGGUUUUUAUUAUAAAAGUAGGUGGCAAGGAUACUAUACUAAACAGAAAUUUAUAGACUUAUGUAUAAACUGCCCAAAAGUGCUCAGUAAGUUGUAAAAUUUUAUUUUAUUUCUUAAACUGUUUUGUUUUAAAUAUUUCCAAAUUUUCACAUAUGAGACAAUAGUUGUUCAAAUUUUUCACCAUUACACUAUUGUUUGUUGACACUGCACAUAUUCGUAUAUUUAUUAGUUCUUUUAUUAAAAGUUGUCAGCAUAAUGAGACAGAUGGAGCCUAACUGUGAACUUCAACCUUCUGAAAACUUGGAAUUGGGAAGAAAUAAGCAUUCAAUUCUUCUGGACAGGGAGCAUUCUUCUAUUGAACAAGUAAGAGAUGCCAUUAUUAAAGUUAUGGACCGUGAUGUAAAAGCAGUUGAUUUAAAAUUCACCCUCUACAAGGCAGCUUGUGAUAAGCUACUGCCGAAAAAUCAACUAGAUCCUUGUCCACCCAUAUUUACUACAAGCGAUCCAAUGGAAGCUAGGAAGAUAAUGUUACAUUACAAUGAGCUGCUGCCAGGCAUGCCAUUUCUAAGACAUUAUUUACGACACCCAGAUAAAUUUGAAAUGCCCAUUGAAGUUUUUGAGAUAAUCAUGUGGUUAGUGUUAGACUUACAGGAACCAGAUAUCAAAUCAGUCCAGCCAAGGUAUUACAGCAACAUUAUCAACAUGGUUGCUCCGGGAAACAAUCUCAAAGCACCGUCCAUUAUUUUCAAUCUAACUUUUUCAAAAACAUCAAAUUACGAAUUCCACUGGCAUAGGAAGUCAUUUCAAAAAUGGACGAAGUACGGAUUUUACCCUUGUAACAUGGAAGACCUUCACAGCAUGAUAUACAAAGAUUUGAUCGUAACUACCAACUUAAAGUCUCAGUUCAAGUGGAAUACUCAAAAAGUAACUCUAUACACAAACUUGAGUUAUUGCUUGAAUAAAGCUCCACAAUCUUGGACUUGGGGUAAAAGCUUAAUAGGGACAAACAUCAAAUCGAUCUGCAUUGUUGAAUUUAUUGAUCAUCCAGGUUAUGCAAAAAAAGUCAUUGUGUCUAAGAAAAUUAAAAGUGACACUGGUUCCCAAGAUAUCGAGUUGAAAAACUAUGAAAUUAUCCAUCCGGAAUAUGCGAGAAUUAAGUACAUACUUCUUUAUGUCUACAACUCCCAAACAUUAAGCAACCAGCCAAAAUAUAGAUGGUGGGAAGGCGAGAAACAGUUUCUAGUCGCUUGCACUCUUGCACUGGCUUUUCUGGCAGGAUGCACCGUUGGGCGUCUGCUCCGUGGAAAAUUUUCGUCUUCGACAUGAAUUAUUGUUUGUCACUUGUGAAAUGUGCUAAUAUUGGAACAAAAAGGCUUAAAUAAAAUUUACAAAUAAUCCAUUGUUAUAAGUAUAAUUAAACCAGCUGACUAAUUUUCUUUCACUGGAAUAAAAAUACACUUAACUAUG